Molecule: messenger RNA, 2119 nt
Organism: Populus euphratica (Euphrates poplar)
Lineage: Eukaryota; Viridiplantae; Streptophyta; Magnoliopsida; Malpighiales; Salicaceae
Product: DNA/RNA-binding protein KIN17-like
Exons: 3
Coding region: 62-838 (258 amino acids)
Biological process (GO): DNA replication; DNA damage response
Cellular component (GO): nucleus
Molecular function (GO): double-stranded DNA binding
Source: RefSeq, a predicted model, not a curated record
UGUUAAGCAUCUGGGAAGAACUGGAAAGUGUAAAGUCGAUGAGACGCCGAAAGGGUGGUUUAUGACUUAUAUUGAUAGGGAUUCGGAGACGAUUUUUAAGGAGAAUGCGAAGAGUAAGAGAGUCAGGGCGGAUUUAGCAGAGGAGGAGAAGCAGGAGAGGGAAAUUAAAAAGCAGAUUGAGAAGGCUGAAGAGUUUUUGACUGUUAAAAAUGACAGUGUGGAUAGUGGUGAAGUGCGGCCAGCGAGGGAGUUGAAAUUGGACAGCGGGGUGAAGGUUGGGUUUGCCCUUGGUUCGAAGAGUAAUAAUGUUGGAAAGGAGACAGGUGAGAGUUUUAGUUCUAGAUUGGUUUUUGAGGACGUUGAGGAUAAGGAGAGGAAGAUGGGGAAAAAUAAGGAAGGUGGUAUUAGAGGUAAAAGUGGGAAAUCGGCGUUGGAGGAGUUGAUGAAAGAGGAAGAGAAGGCAAAGGAGAGGACUAAUAGAAAGGAUUAUUGGUUGUUUGAAGGGAUUAUCGUUAAGGUUAUGAGUAAGGCGUUGGCAGAUAAAGGGUAUUAUAAGCAGAAAGGGGUAGUGAGGGAAGUGAUUGAUAAGUAUGUUGCUGAAAUUGAGAUUCUUGAGAAUAAGCACAAGUUGAGGGUUGAUCAGGAAGAGCUUGAGACUGUGAUUCCGCAGAUUGGGGGUUUGGUGAAAAUAGUGAAUGGGGCAUAUAGAGGUUCAAAUGCCAGGUUAUUGGGAGUGGAUACGGAGAAGUUUUGUGCCAAGAUGCAGAUAGAGAAGGGAAUUUAUGACGGGAGAGUGCUUAAGGCUGUUGAAUACGAGGAUAUUUGCAAACUUGCCUAAUGAAAAGCGGAGGUAGGCCUGGUGAGGUUGUUUGGAAGAUGUGACAAUUAAGAGAAUGAGAUUUCUUUUGCCAAGAUGGAGCGAGUUUAGGUAGGUAACAGAUAGGGUUCUCCUUACUCCCAGCACCCUGUUGAUGGUUCCAAGCAUCAAGCAGAGAAAUGUGCUUUGGUUAUCUAAUUCAUCUGUUUUCUGCGAUCUCAUUCAUUUCCUAUAAAGUUUAGAGGCCUAGUGGAUGUGAUCAUUUUUUUUCCCUCUGAAUGCUGAACAUAGAUGUCUUGAUCUAUAACAGUGUUAAGUUGCACUCCCGAUGCUGACCAAUAUCUGACUGGAUGGUGAGAAAUUAGCUUUUCACACAGAAUCCCAGUGUCAUUAUUUUUAAUUCUUAGAUUGAGAGCACUUGUCCAUGACUGAGAAAAAAAGUUCAAAAAUUUCAUCCCAUAAGUUUGGAAUGACUUUUUCUUCUUCUUUAUUCUCUCAUAUAUUUACCAUUCAUAAUCAAAAUAAUGUUCUGUUUUUUCUUCUGGUAUUAUAUGGCUCUAAGUUGCUAUACGAUACUCUAAGGGAAAUAUGCAAUACUGAUGCAUAUGGGCAACUACAAAUAUUCCAAUAUUGGGUUCUCUGUGAUUGAAAUAUUUAAAAGAUUUGGUGGAUGAACAUUGAGCCCUCUUAAAUUGCGCAAAAAGUGGGAAAUGCUGAUUGGAACAGUUGAUGAGGGAGGACAAUAAGGCAUGAUGAGAAAAUAGGAAGGACUUUUAGUUGUGUAAAGAUGCUGUUGCUAAGGUGAUGAGAUUGAUGACAGAGUGGUGCCACAAGCAGAAGGGGUAAUGAGGAAAAUGUUCCAAAAGGCACAUGAUACAAAGUGAAGCUAUUGAUCAGGAAGUGCUUGAGUUGUGGUUCUGCUGAUUGGAGAGAGGGUCCAGUGCGAGGUUGUUAGGAGUGGUUGAAAAUUAAGUUUUGUGCCAAGGUGCAGAUAGAGAAAGGGAUUUUAGCACGUGAGAAUGCUCAAGACAGAGCAUAAGGGUAUGCACGGACUUGCGUAGUGAGUUUAAUGCAUAUUUUACUUCGUGGCUGCAUUGGCUUUCUAAGAUUGUUGUAAUUUUUAGUCUCCUCUGGCAUAUGUGAUGCUCAUUUUAUGGUUUUGUAUCUCUCCAGAUUUGAUGAUCACUCAAAAGAAAGUUUAUUGAAGAAUGCUUUUAUUAUCUCCAUAUAAAAAUUGCAUGUAAGAUGAUAACUUGAAGUUCUGGAAUUGUCUGUGAUUGGAAAUUUUUCCGAGUAUGAUUA